This is a messenger RNA of Aplysia californica (California sea hare), 2194 nucleotides long. Its product is annotated as serpin B6. The record is from RefSeq and is a predicted model, not a curated record. Gene Ontology annotation, molecular function: serine-type endopeptidase inhibitor activity. Lineage: Eukaryota; Metazoa; Mollusca; Gastropoda; Aplysiida; Aplysiidae.
CUCAGAGUCAGAAGAACUUGCAUCUAUCCACAGCCUUGAACACUCAGACCAGGGUGAAGGUCAGUGAGUCACGAUGGCGUCCUGGAAACUGUGUACCUUUCUUUUGGCGUCCGUUCUGUUUGUUCUAGGCCGGAGGCUCGCAGCGUGUCUGCUAGGGGGCAGGCGGCUAGGAUGUCCGACAGGACAGGAUGGUGACUUGAUGGAGCAGCACAGGGCAAACAUCCUCCACUCCUUGUCCACGUCUGUCGACACCUUCAGCCUGGACAUGUACCAGGAGAUGGCCAGCAGAAGUCAGGACAACUUCGUCUUCUCUCCCUUUGGAGUCUACUCCGCCAUGACCAUGGUCAAGCUGGGAGCUUCUGGUCGCACCAAUAGACAACUGGCAGCGAGACUCCACAUGAGCCGAGGAGUUCACCAAGCUAUGGGGCUCUACCUCUCCAGCCUUCCACAGGAGGGUGACGGAAACAGCACCCUGUCUUUGGCCAACGCCAUCUUUGUGAGGCCUGGGUUCACUUACAACCCCGCCUACGCCAACCGCUUGAGGAUGUUCUAUAACACCACUGGACAAGAGAUAGAGGCAGUCGACCCAGAAGACUCCAUCAACGCCUGGGUGGAGAGCGAGACACAAGGGGAGAUCAGCGAGUUCCUGGAGCCUGGCUCUAUUGACGCCAGCACCGUCAUCAUGUUGGUUAACGCCAUCUACUUCCGGGGUCUGUGGCAGACGCCUUUUGACGCAGACUACACCUCGCCCACGACAUUCCACGAUGCACUGUCAAAGUUCCCAAGUUUGCUUUGGACACAUCUCAGUCAAUGAAAGAAAUCCUGCAGAGUCUGGGCAUCACCAGAGCCUUUGAUCCAGCAGCUGCUAAAUUUAGGACAAUGACGAGAGCGAGAGACGUGUAUAUCAAUGAGGUCGAACACCGAUCGGUGAUUGAGCUGGAUGAAGAGGGCACAGUAGCAGCCGCGGCGACAGGGGUUCAAAUCGCCACUCUGUCCCUGCCCCCGGAGUUCAUUCUGGACAGGCCCUUCAUGUUCCUUCUGCGGGACAAGGUCCAGGGAAUCAACCUGUUCGCGGGCAGAUACGCCAACCCUAACGGGGAAAAUCUGGCGAUGUAAUUGUAAGCCAAUCCUAAUAGUGAAAAUCUGGCAAUGUAAUAAAUUGUAAGCAAUGCCAAUCCUAACGGUGAAAACCUGGCUAUGUAAUAGAUUGUAAGCAAUGCCAAUCCUAACGAUGAAAACCUGGCUAUGUAAUAGAUUGUAAGCAAUGCCAAUCCUAACGAUGAAAACCUGGCGACGUAAUAAAUUGUAAGCAAUGCCAAACCUAACGGUAAAAACCUGGCAAUGUAAUAAAUUGUAAGCAAUGCCAACCCUAAUGGUGACAAUCUGGCAAUGUAAUAGAUUGUAAGCAAUGCCAACCCUUAUGGUGAAAAUCUGGCGAUGUAAUUGUAAGCCACGCCAAUCUUAAUUAUGAAAAUCUGGCGAUGUAAAUAAGCCGGUGAAGAUACAACAAUGUGUGAGAAAUCAAGUGUGGCUAUGCAUUGCAAUACUGAUGCAAGUAAACAGGAAGAAUGUUUACAAUAAUAAUUAUUAUACAAAAUGAGGGUACACAGCCAGAGCAGAAACCAUGUCUAUUUAAUGUAUGUACAAUAUGAUAACAGUAAUAUAAUUCAACCACAUUUUACACCAGACAGAAAAACGAGAUGAUACUGAUACACGAACCAAGGAUGACCCCCCCCCCCCCCCCCCCCCAAUGUGUUGUAAUAUAAACAUGACAAGAGAUUAGAUGAGAUUAGAUAGACAGACAGACAGACAGACAGAUAGAUAGACAGACAGACAGACAGACAGACAGACAGACAGACAGACAGACAGACAGACAGACAGACAGAUAGAUAGAUAGAUAGAUAGAUAGAUAGAUAGAUAGACAGAUAGAUGGAUAGAUAGAUAGAUAGAUACACUGAACAUUGUAUGCACGUUGCCUGGUAUUUAGAGCCCGACCAUUGUCUACAAUCUACAUCAUGGACUCGUGCACCUUACAGUUACAGUUUUAGGCAUCACUAGAGAGCCGAUGUCUAUCCUGUCCCCGUGGUUUUAUGCACCCCGCAUAAUUUAGCAAAAUUCGAUGAUUUUUUUCGGCAUAAUUUCUGAUUUAUUUUCCUUUAUCAUUCUUUGUUUUAAUAAAAACAGAAUCGCAUAA